Arachis duranensis is the source of this 480-nucleotide messenger RNA. RefSeq lists its product as uncharacterized. Lineage: Eukaryota; Viridiplantae; Streptophyta; Magnoliopsida; Fabales; Fabaceae. Bases 1 to 459 code for a protein of 152 amino acids. The transcript has 2 exons. The record is from RefSeq and is a predicted model, not a curated record.
AUGCAAUAUCUUCCAGAUUUGAUGGGUGAUUCCUUGGAGAGUUACCCUCGUAGAGUUUUCAUUGAUGUGGGAUUGGCGGAGAAAGAAGGAGAAAGAAAAAGUGAUUGGUUUAAGAAGAAUUAUCCAACAAGAAACAAGAAUUUCGAAAUGUACAACAUAAAUAUCGACAUAAUUACGGCGGAAGAGGCGUCGACGAAAGAAGUGUCACAAAUAGGGAUGUCAGAUUGGCUGCGAAAGAAUGUGAAAGAUGAGGAAUUCGUGGUGAUGAAAGCGGAGGCAGAAGUGGUGGAAGAGUUGAUAAAAAGAGAUACUAUUGGGCUGAUAGAUGAACUUUUCUUGGAGUGCAGGCCACAUAAAAAACAAGAGAAUAAUAGAAGUCGUAGGGCUUAUUGGGAGUGUUUGGCACUCUAUGGAAACUUGAGGGAUAAAGGUGUAGCUGUACAUCAAUGGUGGGGUUAGAAACUCAAAAGAAGCACAACA